AUGGGGACAUCAGAUGAGACGUCACUGGAUGUAAGAGACUCCAAUGCAUCUGCUACAGACAAGGGCUCCAUAGAAAUUACUAAGCAGCAGCCUCCUGUCACACAGGAGGACGGGCUGCUGACAACACACUCCGGCUCCCCGAUCCCCGAUGGGGAGAGCCAAAGCAAACCUGGAAGCGCGUGCGUAUUCAGUAUUCAGAUGCCCAUGGACUGCACGUUCUUUACAAGAAAAGAAAUACUAAGGCUUUUCCAUAGAUAUAGAGACCUGGCACCACAACUUGUUCCAGAUGAUUACACAAAUAAACCAGAUGUGAGGAUUCCUUAUGAGCUCAUAGGCAGCAUGCCAGAACUCAAGGAUAAUCCCUUCCGACAAAGAAUAGCUGAAGUGUUUUCUGAAGAUGGGGAUGGAAACAUGACUUUGGAUGAUUUUUUAGACAUGUUUUCAGUACUCAGUGAAAUGGCUCCUCGUGAUCUUAAAGCUUACUAUGCAUUCAAAAUAUAUGAUUUCAAUAAUGAUGAUUAUAUAUGUAAAUCAGACCUGGAAAAAACACUGAAUAAGCUCACCCGGAAUGAGUUAACACCAGAGGAAGUGUGUCUAGUUUGUGAGAAGGUGAUAGAUGAGGCUGAUGUAGAUAAUGAUGGAAAGCUAUCAUUGGAAGAUUUCCAGCACAUGAUCGUGAGAGCACCAGACUUUCUCAGCACAUUUCAUAUCCGGAUUUAA
This is a messenger RNA of Bufo bufo (common toad), 720 nucleotides long. Its product is annotated as calcium and integrin-binding family member 3-like. NCBI's taxonomy places the organism in Eukaryota, Metazoa, Chordata, Amphibia, Anura, Bufonidae. The record is from RefSeq and is a predicted model, not a curated record. The transcript has 7 exons. Bases 1 to 720 code for a protein of 239 amino acids. Gene Ontology annotation, molecular function: calcium ion binding.